This is a messenger RNA of Hippoglossus stenolepis (Pacific halibut), 3449 nucleotides long. RefSeq names its product N-acetyltransferase 15 (GCN5-related, putative) (gene naa60). The record is from RefSeq and is a predicted model, not a curated record. The coding region runs from base 248 to 976 and encodes 242 amino acids. The transcript is spliced from 7 exons. Gene Ontology annotation, cellular component: Golgi membrane. Gene Ontology annotation, biological process: N-terminal peptidyl-methionine acetylation. Lineage: Eukaryota; Metazoa; Chordata; Actinopteri; Pleuronectiformes; Pleuronectidae. Gene Ontology annotation, molecular function: protein-N-terminal amino-acid acetyltransferase activity; histone acetyltransferase activity.
AAGAAGUUUCGCAGUGACGUAGUAGUAACGGCCACAAACAGGAAGAAAACAUCCAGCUGUUAGCCAAGCAGCUAGCCCGUUAGCCUGUGUACCGCUGGUCCAGUAAUGACACGGCUUUCAGGGUCGGGAUCAAACCGGUGUUGUGUCGUCAUGCUGUGUCCGGAGGAGUGACCGGACCCGCGGAACCAACCGAACCGAACCGUCCUCGACUUUCCUCCGCUGCGAGCGUAGAAACAAGCAGGUGUGAAUGAGUGACGUGGUGCCUCCCACAGCUCUCAGUGACGUCCAGCUCCGCUUCCUCUGCCACGAUGACAUAGAGAACGUCAAGCUGCUCUGCGGUGAUUGGUUUCCAAUCGAGUACCCAGACUCAUGGUAUCAGGACAUCACCUCCAACAAGAAGUUCUUCUCCCUCGCUGCCACCUUCAGAGGAGGCAUCGUGGGAAUGAUUGUGGCUGAGAUCAAAAGCCGGACCAAAGUGCACAAAGAGGAUGGAGACAUCCUGGCCUCCAGUUUCCCUGUGGACACACAGGUAGCCUACAUCCUCAGCCUGGGAGUGGUCAAAGAGUUCAGGAAACAUGGCAUAGGCUCCCUACUGCUGGACAGUUUGAAGGAGCACAUCUCGACGACAGCCCAGGACCACUGCAAAGCAAUCUACCUACACGUCCUCACCACUAACAACACUGCCAUCAAAUUCUAUGAGAACAGGGACUUCAGGCAGCACCACUACCUGCCCUACUACUAUUCCAUACGAGGGGUCCUCAAAGAUGGAUUCACAUACGUGCUCUACAUCAACGGGGGUCAUCCACCUUGGACAAUAUUUGACUAUAUCCAGCACAUUGGCUCGACCCUGGCCAGCCUGAGCCCCUGCUCCAUCCCGCAGAGGUUGUACCGACAGGCCCAGUCCCUGCUCCGCUCCCUGCUGCCCUGGUCCAACAUCGCCUCCAAGACUGGUAUCCAGUACAGCAGAACAAUGUGACACAGCUUGGAGUGCAGGUGCUCCAUUUUCCAUCAGUCUUCCCCUGUACAGACAAAGAUGUACACACACUCGCUCACAUUCUGGAUCCUCUGUCUCUCCACACCCUGCAGGACUCAGGUUCAACCUGUGCUCGACCGGUCACGUACCAGAGUAUUUCUCCAGAUUCAGUACCUGUGUGGCACUUUUCACUCAAGGUCCGGGUUUGCAGCUGUAGUUGUGAACCCACUUCUAAACAGGGUUGUUGCAUUGCAACAUUAUUCACAGUGCAAUGUGGUGUUUACACUGACAGACAGUGUACUCUGGUAGAACUCUGGUUCCCUCGGCCACGUUGGGCAUGUAGUCACUCUGAUGUGUAUGAGAGUAGAGAACAUACAUGUUCAGUGAGCAAUCACAAUAAUUAAACCCCAUUAACAGACCGGGCCGCCUCAGUCCACUGCAGCUUUUCAUAGCUUUUCUACUGGUUUUUAUUCAGAAGUCCAACACGUCCACAUGAUGUGGGGUCAGUCUGGUACCAAUGAUUACUUUUAACAGGUGAACUGAGAAUCAAUCGAUCCAAAUUCUUAUUGUUGAUUAAAUGAUUAAUGAUGAACAUCUCUGGUUACUAUAGAAUCCCAUAUAUAUUACUCUAUUCCAUAGUUACUAUAGUUACCUGUGUUUGCUCAGUCAUACCAAAGCUGAGCAGUAUCAGAGCAGAGUGUAACACACACACACACACACACACACACACACACACACACACACACACACACACACACACACACACACACCGUGAACCCUACAGAGGCUAAAGGUUUAAACCCAGCUUACCUGUCUCCCUUCACCCGGUUCACUACUGUCACAGAGACUAUGUAUACUGUUUGUAUAUUAUAUAUACUAAGCUAAUAUAUAAAUUUCUCCUGAUGUGUAUGUCUAUUCUAUGCUGUCGUUAGGCCUAGUUGGAAGAUCACCCAUCCGUUUUCCUUUUUUCAGUCCAUUCCGGUUUGUAAAAUUGACCCUCGGCAGAAUUGGACUGUGAAUCUAGAUAUGGUAAUAGGCUAGUGUCUUAGAAUAAAGCUAAUUAUACACAGGAAACCCACAGAGACACAAUGUAGAUGAGCAGUACAGUUGAAAAAGAUUUGAAAAAAGGAUUCUUUGCUUUUGCAAAUGAAAUUAUCAACAAGCGUACUUGUGACACUAGUGCAUAAACAUUCAAACGUGUCAUAGUAUAGUGAUAUUGAAGUUUACGACACAGUACUCUGGUUUUUAUCCCCCUCUUUUUAUUAAAGUAUACGGUCUUUCAGUUUGAGAGCAGGACUUAUUGAUUUCAUCUUUAGAUUUCUAAUGAUUUCACUCUUAACCCUGCGCUGCCACUCAAAUAUCCCUUGUGCUUAGAUUUCCUUUGAAACUUCUGCUCUCCGAUUUGUUUCUGCUGCACUUUGAUAUUUUUUUGUGCAACGAGUCAAAAUUCCAAAGAAUAGUUGCAGUGAGGUCUUGAUUUUGCUGCUUCACGUGGACCAGGGAUCUGCUGGAAUCCUGUUUAGAGAAGGUGUCGUCAUGUUUUUCCUCAAGCACACUGACAGGAAACCUGGUAUAUUUGAGUACGAGCACAAGGUUUCGAGUACAUGUACAUGAAAGUACGUGAAAUCUGUAAGUCCUGCUCUCAAACUGAAAGACCACACUCUGGAAUAAACCCAUUCAGUUCUGUUAGAAAAUCCUACAUAAAGAUAUAGUUAAGAUAAUGAUCUUUCUGCAUUGUGUCAAAAUGUUGCCUGUGUAUAAUUCAUACAAGAGUUGGGAAGAUCUCCUGGAAUUGUUAUUUAAAAGAUUUUAAAUUGUGCUGUAACCGACUAUAGACCUGUCAUUCUGCUCCUUGGCUGUAAAACUGCUGCUAAUGUAGAGCAAUGUCCAUUUGUUUGUUCAGAUUUUUAAGAAUAUGGCCCAGAUUAGAGUUUUAUUGUCGGCCUGUAGAAGCGAUAAAAUGAAAAGGAUGUAAACACAAGCGUCGCACACCGUUGUUUGCCUGUGUGCAUGUCUGGGUCUGAAACUAGCACCUUGUAAGGGUUGGACAUUGGUCCGAUCUGUGUGGAAGAGAGACACGGGAGAGCUCACCCAACAUGUUGACUGGUAAAUCCGCUCUGCGUUUAAUUUCUAGGUUCUUCUGCAUUUUGUUUUGUGUUGCUCCUCAAAAUGACUGAAUCCUGAUCCCGUGUUUCAGCCCGUGAGCAGAUCUUAGACUUUUAUACAUGACAGAGCACUGAACGAGUCGGGGGGGGGGGAGCGGUGUGAUACAUGUUUUUAAACAGGCAAACAUUCCUCAGUUUGUCCGCCCUGGACGGGUGAUCAAGAGAGAGGCUUAGUUGUGUAUGCAAUAAAAAAAUGUAUGAUUUGAUUGAUUGUAAAGACAGAGUGAGUCUGACUGCCUCCUUCUGUACGACUACUUUACAUUGUUCUUAUAUUUCAUUGUGAUGAUCAUAUUACAUUGUUCUAAACCUGA